This is a messenger RNA of Aspergillus pseudotamarii, 1467 nucleotides long. Its product is annotated as putative oxidoreductase, 2OG-Fe(II) oxygenase family. Bases 196 to 1311 code for a protein of 371 amino acids. Lineage: Eukaryota; Fungi; Ascomycota; Eurotiomycetes; Eurotiales; Aspergillaceae. Gene Ontology annotation, molecular function: dioxygenase activity. The transcript has 3 exons. The record is from RefSeq and is a predicted model, not a curated record.
CACGACGUCAGCUGCAUUCUGACCUGGGCCUUGAGACCGAGAUUAUCCGAGGGACAGCCAAUGGACUGCAAGCCAUUCCACCUUGCGUGGCUACUAAUAGGACAAUAAAGGACAAUAAAGGACAAGGGGAAUGUUAGCCAACAUCUACCAGUAUCCUGUUUGAUCUCCCGUCAACUACGCUGAGCUUCACACGCCAUGGCCACUCAAACGGAGUCGGUAGUAGAAGUACCCCUAACCAAAUCCACGAAGCCUCUGGAAACGUAUGUUCAUCCUCCCGAGUCAAAGCAAGACUUGAAAUAUGCGGACUUGGUCACAAUUGAUCUGUCGGAGUUUGAUCGCCCUGGCGGAAAAGAGAAGCUCGCAGCACAGCUAAAGCAGGCUGCUCACGAAGUUGGCUUCUUCUACGUAACCAAUUUCGGUCUCACUCAAGAACAAAUCGACCGGCAGUUCGCCAUCGCGAAAGAGUUCUUCUCGCUCCCAGAGAAAGAACGACUGAGUUUCCGCGCCCCCUUAGAAGAGGGAAUCUACAAUGGCUACCGACCUCUGGGUUCGAUUGAGAUCCUGCCCGGACUGCGCGACAACAUCGAAUUUUACAACAUCAUGAAAUUCCUUCCCCAGUACGAUCGGACUCACCCAGACGUAGUGAGACGCUACUGGGAGGAAAUCGAGCAAUUCCACCGCCACUGCCACGAGCAUAUUGCGUAUAAACUUUUCCGGCUGCUGGCAAUCAUUCUGGAACUCCCAGAAGAUCAGCUUGUGGACGGACAUCGCUAUGAGGCCGAAUGCGACAGCGGCCUCCGCUACAUGUGUUACCGGGCCCGCUCACCGGAAGAGAACGAGAAAUACAAGCAUCUCUACUCCCGUGGACACACGGACAACGGCACCAUCACCUUUGUGUUCCAGCAGCCCGUCGCCGCCCUCCAGGUCAAGAAAUAUGACGAUUCGGAAUGGGAAUACCUCCCGAUCCGUCCAGGCACACUAUCAGUGAACAUCGCCGAUAUCAUGACCAUGCUGUCGAAUGGAUGGUUGAAGAGCGGCGUGCACCGCGUGAUCGUACCCCCUGAGGACCAGCAACACCACGAUCGGCUGGGACUCCUGUACUUUGUGCGGCCAAGCGAUCGCUUGAAAUUGAAGAGUGUGGAUAGCCCGUUGCUUCGGAGAGAGGGGUAUCAUAAAGAUACCACCGACAUCGAUAUUCCGGCUCCUGAGUGGACCCGGACGAGGAUCAAGAAGAACUGGACUAGAUCUCCCACCGAUUUGGGGGAGAAUGUUACUCUGGGGGGAUUCAAGGCGAAGGUUUUCUAUGAAUAAUUUUAACCUGUCCUCCUAGCCUCCCCUCUAUGAAAUAUACUCCGUUUCUGCUUCAACUCUUCCAGGACCAAUUUGGGACUCUCCUUAUCGCGAAAACUAGAAACCUCUUUGGACAAGUGAUUCGAGAAACUUGCUCAACUGACCGCUUGUAAGCUG